AUGAAGUUGUUUAUUGAUCAUUAGUUUUUAUUUGUUUUUAAUAGAUUUUAUUGCACAAUAGGUAAACAGAUGAGAAUUAUAGCACACAGCUGGUCAACAAUAUUAUAUUGAAUAAGGAAGUAAUUAAAUGAACAAAUGUUUAUUAGACUAUUUAAAAGAAAAACCCUUCACUAUGAUGGGAAUAACACUAGAGAGUAUUUGAACGGGUAAACAAUAGCACAAUUAGGAUUGCUGUAGGAGAAAAAAGAUGGAGAAAAUAUAAAUUAAGGAAAAGAGCUGUUUGUUUUCAGAAGUUUUUCUGUCUAGCUGACUGGAAGUUCUUUUUAUAGCAUUUCACCAAGCCUUCUAUUUCCUAAAGUUCAAAGUCUACAGAUCACAAACCCUUCAGAAAGACGAGCGGCUCAUAAAGACUGUUGAUUUUCUGUUAAAGAUGAUUACAUGAGCAGAGUUUCAAUUGUUGUAACAAAAUUCCAAACUUUUGUGCUUUUAAAACAAGUUUUAGUUUUUUUUAAACUAGAAAAAAAAAUCCUUCAGGACAUCUAUUGCGUUUCAAACAUGAACGUCUGGGCUAAGCUGAAGUCGUCUGGGUGGGUUUAUCCCACCACAGUUCUGUCUUUAUAUGGCUUAUUUGCAAACUGCAGGGUCGCGGAGCCCUUUCUGACCCCAUACCUGAUUGGACCACACAAGAACAUAUCUGAAAAUGUGGUUACAAACUACCUGUUUCCUAUCUGGACGUAUUCCUAUUUGGUCUUCCUUUUACCUGUUUUCCUCUUGACUGACUUCCUGAGAUACAAACCGCUCAUUGUGGUUCAAGGACUCUUCCUUGUCACCAACUAUGUUUUGCUUUGCUUUGGCCCAGGUCUCCCUGCAAUGACCCUCCUUCAGGUCAACUAUGCAGUGGUAACUUCUACAGAGGUGGCCUAUUUCUCCUACAUUUACAGCAUUAUUCCAGCGGAGAACUAUCAAAAAGCUACUGGUUAUCUACGUAGUGCCAUGCUGGUUGGAUAUACAUUUGGUGCAAGCCUUGGCCAAAUGCUUGUCUCUCUUGCAGGAUUGGACUACUUUUAUCUAAACGCCAUAACUUUAGGGAUUGUGAGCGUGGCUUUUCUUAUCUCCUUCUUGCUUCCCAUGCCCAAAAGAAGCAUGUUUUUCAAAGGGGAAAAAGCAGUGAGCUCCCAGAGGGAAGAGAAGCCUGGAGACAACACUCUUGACCAACAAGUGAUGGAUAAGGAUGGAACAGGCUCAGAGGCAGAAAAGAUUGAGCGUGAUGACAGCAAUGGGUGCUACAGCAGACAGAAUGUCAUCUCUGCAAGUCAUCUACUAUGGAAGAGCUUCAGGGAGUCCUACUCUUCCAAGAGUUUAAUCUACUGGUCUUUGUGGUGGGCUUUGGCCACAGCUGGCUAUGUGCAGGUCUUCAACUAUAUCCAACUUAUGUGGGACCACAUAGAACCAUCUGCCACAGCAUCUAUCUACAAUGGAGGAGUGGAGGCCGCAUGCUCUGUUGUUGGAGCCGCGGCGGCCUUCUCUGUGGGCUUCAUCAAGGUGACCUGGACUGUGUGGGGGGAGCUGGCGUUGGGGCUCUUCUCGGGCGUGGGGGCCGGAGCCGUGUUUCUGAUGGCGUUUACCAGCAGCAUCUGGGUGUGCUACGCUGCAUACGUGGUAUUCAAAUCCUGUUACAUGUUCCUCAUCACCAUCACCACAUUUCAAAUAGCCUCUAACCUUUCCAUGGAGUGCUACGCUUUGACUUUUGGGAUCAACAGCUUCGUGGCGCUCUCACUGCAAACCAUCAUCACGGCGAUUGUAGUGGAUGAAGCUGCACUGGGGCUGGACAUCGUAACACAGUUUACAAUAUAUGGCAGCUACUAUGCUGCCAUCUCACUGCUGUUUCUGCUUCGAGGAGCUUACACCGCCUGUGUGAGUCGACACUCUGCUCGGCACAUGGAGCCCGACGGGGCGGUGAUCUCCUCUGAACGUUUCUGACCAAUAAAAUUAUUUGAAAAAAAAAAAGCUUUUGUUGUGAAGUUUUUUCCUGAUCCUGUUAUUAUUUUGUAAAUAAAUUACUUGUAUAACAUAAAAAAACAAAUUAAUCCCAAGAAAAAACUGCAUUUGUACCUCAAGGGCACAUGUGUCAAAGUCGA
Messenger RNA from Oryzias melastigma (Indian medaka), 2138 nucleotides. RefSeq names its product solute carrier family 19 member 3b (gene slc19a3b). The transcript is spliced from 8 exons. Gene Ontology annotation, cellular component: plasma membrane. The record is from RefSeq and is a predicted model, not a curated record. The coding region runs from base 439 to 1980 and encodes 513 amino acids. Gene Ontology annotation, molecular function: vitamin transmembrane transporter activity. Gene Ontology annotation, biological process: vitamin transport; transmembrane transport. Lineage: Eukaryota; Metazoa; Chordata; Actinopteri; Beloniformes; Adrianichthyidae.